Messenger RNA from Hypomesus transpacificus, 1438 nucleotides. Its product is annotated as inhibitor of growth protein 4-like. Gene Ontology annotation, cellular component: nucleus. Lineage: Eukaryota; Metazoa; Chordata; Actinopteri; Osmeriformes; Osmeridae. The record is from RefSeq and is a predicted model, not a curated record. The coding region runs from base 41 to 790 and encodes 249 amino acids. Gene Ontology annotation, biological process: positive regulation of apoptotic process; regulation of DNA-templated transcription. The transcript has 8 exons.
UCCCUCUACACCGGAAGUUGGAUUGUUUACGUCUUCCAAAAUGGCGGCGGGAAUGUAUUUGGAACACUAUCUGGACAGCAUAGAGAAUUUGCCGUUUGAAUUGCAAAGAAACUUCAAUUUAAUGAGAGAUCUUGAUCAACGCACAGAAGAUCUGAAGGGGCAGAUUGACAACCUGGCUAAAGAGUACACUUCCAACGCGAGGACUCUCUCCUCAGAGCAGAAGCUCUCCAUCCUGAGGCAGAUCCAGCAAUCAUUCAGCAAAAGCAAAGAGUUUGGAGAUGAUAAAGUGCAACUGGCCAUGCAAACAUAUGAAAUGGUGGAUAAACACAUCAGGCGACUGGACACAGAUCUGGCUCGGUUUGAGGCAGAUCUGAAGGAGAAGCAGAUUGAGAGCACGGAUUAUGACUCUGCCUCCAGUAAAGGCAAGAAAAGCGACUCCAGGGUACAGAAAGAGAAGGUGGCUAAAACGCGAUCUAAAGUGAAGAGUUCGGAUGAAGACGGUAGUCCAAAGAGUGUGCAGAAGAAGGUCAAACUCCUCCAGCCAGGGGAAUUCAGCACUCCCGCUGCCAACUUCGGGAAUGUCCACCCAUCUGAUGUACUGGACAUGCCCGUUGACCCCAACGAACCCACUUACUGCCUGUGUCACCAGGUGUCCUAUGGAGAGAUGAUAGGCUGUGACAAUACAGAUUGUUCUAUUGAGUGGUUCCACUUUGCUUGCGUUGGCCUGACGACCAAACCAAGAGGAAAAUGGUAUUGUCCUCGCUGCACCCAAGACAGAAAGAGAAAAUAAGACAAAUCAAAACAGGUCAGACGACUUUGGCCAUCUGGGAAAGGAUGAGAUUAAAGUAGUCCUUUUUAACUUUUUGAAAAGUAUUGAAUACUGUAUCAUCACCUGUCUGUCUGCCAAGCUUGGUUUUCUCUAUUUUAUUACCAUUGCCUUAUGCAGUUUAUGUUGCGUCUAGUGUUUAUAGUUCGAUUUAAAUUAUGAUAGAAACUAGACUGAUAAUGGGCAAUGACAGAUCAUUUCUUCUUAUAUAUAUAUAUAUAUAUAUAUUUUUUUUUUACAUUACUUUGUGAGCAAGAAAGACUAAAUGUUGCGUAUUAUUUCACCUUCUUAGUUUCAUUUAUCCUACUGCAAUAAGCUUUACACUGAAUUUGACUGAGUUAAAAUGUUGUUGUUUUUUGGACCAUAGGUUACUAUAUGCUUCAAUUGGGUUUAGAUUCUUUUAGUUGUGUAUAUUCCAUUAUUUUGUCUAGAAGAGGAAAUAAAGGCCGGAGUGUCAUGUUUACAGUAUUAAUGUAGAUUGGUUUGAUGAGUGUGUGAAAGUAGGUUUGUCUGGAUUUAAAGUGAGAAAAUGUGUUUCAAGUGAAAAUGUCACAGUAGCUGAAACAUGGAUAAACUGAUUUAUUUUAUUUUUUAAUACAGCUACUACCUCAA